Messenger RNA from Priceomyces carsonii, 1128 nucleotides. RefSeq names its product formate dehydrogenase (NAD+) (gene FDH1). NCBI's taxonomy places the organism in Eukaryota, Fungi, Ascomycota, Pichiomycetes, Serinales, Debaryomycetaceae. Gene Ontology annotation, cellular component: cytosol. Gene Ontology annotation, molecular function: oxidoreductase activity, acting on the CH-OH group of donors, NAD or NADP as acceptor; NAD binding; formate dehydrogenase (NAD+) activity. Bases 1 to 1128 code for a protein of 375 amino acids. The record is from RefSeq and is a predicted model, not a curated record. The transcript has a single exon.
AUGUCUAAAGGAAAGGUUUUACUUGUACUCUACGAUGGGGGGGAACACGCUAAGCAAGAGGAAAGACUCUUGGGUUGUGCUGAAAAUGAAUUAGGAAUCCGUAGCUUGGUUGAGUCUUAUGGCUAUGAAUUGCUUACUACUACAGACAAAGAUCCUGAACCGGAGUCCACUGUGGACAGAGAAUUAAAGGAUGCAGAGAUUAUAAUUACUACACCUUUUUUUCCAGCUUAUGUGACUCGUACCAGAAUUCAGAAUGCACCUAAGUUGAAGAUGUGUAUUACCGCCGGUGUGGGAUCCGAUCAUAUCGAUUUGGAUGCUGCGAAUGAGAGAAAGAUUGCUGUUACUGAAGUCACGGGCUCGAAUGUUGUUUCUGUAGCAGAACACGUAGUCAUGACAAUGUUGGUAUUGAUCAGAAACUUCGUUGGUGCCCAUGAACAAGCUAUUGGUGGAGGCUGGGAUAUUUCUGGUAUCGCUAAGCAAGAAUAUGACUUAGAGGACAAGGUUAUUGCGACUGUUGGAGCAGGCAGGAUUGGAUAUCGUGUUUUGGAGAGGUUAAUUGCGUUUAAUCCAAAGAAACUUUUGUAUUAUGAUUACCAGCCCUUGCCAAGCCAUGCCAUUAAAAAAUUGAACGAUGUUUCCAAACUCUUGAACGGGAGAGAUAAUAUUGUUGAAAAGGUUGAUGACUUGGGGGAGAUGGUCGGACAAGCUGAUAUCGUAACUAUUAAUUGUCCACUUCAUGAGAAAUCUCGUGGAUUAUUCAACAAAGAUCUUAUCUCAAAGAUGAAAGAUGGUGCUUGUUUAGUUAACACCGCUAGGGGAGCAAUUGCAGUCGCUGAAGAUGUUGCUGAUGCUUUAAAAUCCGGAAAACUUAGUGGCUACGGUGGUGACGUUUGGUACCCACAGCCAGCACCUAAGAAUCAUCCAUGGAGAAGUAUGAGUAACCCUUAUAACUUCGGCAAUGCCAUGACUCCACAUGUUAGUGGUACCUCACUUGAUGCUCAAGCAAGAUACGCAGCCGGAGUUAAACAAAUCUUAGUAAGUUACUUUACAAAUAAGAAAGAUUACAGGCCGGAGGAUGUCAUCGUCAUCGAUGGUGACUAUGCCACCAAAGCUUAUGGUCAAAGAUAG